AUGCGUUCUCGAUUUGAAGAGUGCGACACCGACGGGGACAACCUUCCAGAGGGAAUGACCCGUAUCGGGUAUGAUGCUGAUACUGAGACAUACACCUUUAUCAGCAGAGACGGCAGCAUCUGGGAAGGUUCUCCCGGAAACCGAUAUGGAAGUCUCACAAGGGUCUGCCACCCACUUCAAAGAUUAUCCGACGUCCCAGUAGUGACCUUGGAAGAUCUCGCACCUCCACCCUCAGCUCGAACGGAUGAUCUCGCGCCAGAAUUUGCGCCUCUGAAUGUCCAGAAAAAUGCAGGCGGCAGACGAAGAUCAGCAUCAAGGGUUCUGUUGCGUAACCCGAAAGUCAGUGUGGAUAGCCCGAGCCAAUUCGACUUAGGCUUCGGUCAGAAUGCGGCUCGCCAGGAUAUCCGAAUCCGCGCGGUUCUCAGGCAGCCACCGGCACGACGCUUGUCAUUAUCAAUGAAGGACCACCACCGCCGCGGCCGAGAGCGAGCCAUCACGUCGACUCGUUGUGUUUCCGAUCUGCAGCUGUCGGCCCUCAGUGAGGAGAACUCGUCCGGGGAGACGAAUCAUGGGGGAGAACAAACAACCGAGAGGGCUUGGUACCCCUAUAUCGAAGAAGUCCACCUUGAGGUGUCGCCAAGCAAUGUGAUUCCACACUGUUGGAUGAGCCCAUCCGAUCUUCUCAUUCGCUACCAAACAACCUCACGUUCCACAUACUCCAUCAUGAGGUCCUCCCUGUUGUUGGCGUCCGGCGCUGCUGCCGCUGCCGUCGAUCUGAAGCUCGAUGGCCGUGCUACGAACACAUCCACCACGUCCUACCUGGCCCGUAUGGCCGAUACCCAUAUUCGCAAGGGUAUAGAGUUGGACUUCGGAUACACAAACGCGGUCAUCUAUGGAGGACUCGAGUUGGCAUACGCUCUCACCAAAAAUGAGUCCAUUGCAGAUGCAUACGAGCCACAGAUGUCCAUCAUCAAUGAAGAUGGCUCUAUCAAGGAGUACGAGUACGACUUCUACUCACUUGAUGAGUACCGUUUCGGCAUGAAUGCUCUCUGGUGGUACAACAGAACUGGCGAGGAGAAGUACAAGAUCGCUGCCGAUGGGAUCCGUGGCAUGCUCGACAGACACCCACGCACGCCUUCAGGUGGAUUCUGGCACAGGGCUCCCAUCUAUGAGAAUCAAAUGUGGCUAGACGGUAUUUUCAUGGCCGACUCUUUCUAUGCCAAGUACACAAGCCUGUACGACAGCGACAACACCACUGCGUGGGACGACAUCGUCCAGCAGUUCGACAACAUCGAGCAGUACACCCGCAACCACACGACGAACCUGCUCGUCCACGGCUAUGACGAGUCGAAGAAGGCUAUCUGGGCUGACCCGGAGACGGGCGCUGCCCCCUUGGUGUGGAGCCGUGCUGUUGGAUGGUACAUGGUCUCUCUGCUCGAGACCAUCCCGCUGAUUCCCGAGUCCCACGAGGGCCGCGAGAAACUGACCGGCUACUUCCAGGCCCUGGCCAAGGGCGUGCUGGCAGCUCAAGACUCCGCCACCAGUGGCUGGUGGCUCAUUAUGGACUUCCCAGGCAGGGAGAAGAACUACAUCGAGUCGUCCGCCAGUGCGAUGUUCACCUACGGCCUCCUCAGGGGCGUCAGGACUGGGCUGAUUGAUGCUGCCACUUACCUGGAGCCAGCAAAGAAGGCAUAUCAGGCGCUUGUUGACGACUUCGUCGUUGAGAACGACGAUGGCACUUUGGAUUGGGAGGGCACAGUCCUCGUUGGGUCUCUCAACAGCAACGCUACCUUCGAGUACUACACAUCCAUUGCGCUGUCCCCCAACGAUUACAAGGGGGUCGGGCCAUUCAUGUAUGCCUCCUACGAAAUUGAAAUCAUGUAA
Diaporthe amygdali is the source of this 1884-nucleotide messenger RNA. RefSeq names its product cell wall glycosyl hydrolase YteR. Bases 1 to 1884 code for a protein of 627 amino acids. Gene Ontology annotation, biological process: carbohydrate metabolic process. The transcript is spliced from 8 exons. Lineage: Eukaryota; Fungi; Ascomycota; Sordariomycetes; Diaporthales; Diaporthaceae. The record is from RefSeq and is a predicted model, not a curated record.